This is a messenger RNA of Pollicipes pollicipes, 1846 nucleotides long. RefSeq lists its product as uncharacterized. Gene Ontology annotation, molecular function: protein binding. Lineage: Eukaryota; Metazoa; Arthropoda; Thecostraca; Pollicipedomorpha; Pollicipedidae. The coding region runs from base 454 to 1746 and encodes 430 amino acids. The transcript is spliced from 13 exons. The record is from RefSeq and is a predicted model, not a curated record.
UUAAGCAAGGAAUAUCGUUGUCAUUGAUCCAAUGCAUGCAAUAUGAAUAACCAAAAGCUUAUGAACGUGGACUGUGGAGCACUCUUAGACUGCAUUCGGUUAUAGGCUUGAGUAAGUUUUAUCCGGCAUUUGCUGGGCAGAGGUGGAGCAAACCAGUGGCACCUUUCACAUCAUGAAACUAGAAAUCGUCAGGGCCCAGCUCUGGUGAAUGACUAGGCCCCAAUGUGCAUUGACUUGACUGCCCAUUUGAUGGAGCCACGCGAAUGCACCUGGCCAAGUCCGGGUGGGGAGCCCCGGCCGAGAAGCUUCGGACAUCUUAGCUUCUUGCGCUGCUAUACCCGACCGCUCUUCAAAGGCCGGCCAGGAAGGCUACUUCUGGAACAACUGGAAGCAUGUCAGUUUCACAUCCACUGUUGAAGGAACUAAAAAAUUAUGUGCUAAUUCUGACAAAGGAUGCACAAACACAUAAUGAGGUCCUGGAUGAUCACCCAUCUAUGGUUCCUUUCUGUCAGGUGCUGGAGCGCAUAUUCCGCGAGGGCCUGGUCGGGCCCGUGUACACUCCAUUCGGCAUCACCAAACGCGACUACUGGUCCGUGGUGGAGUCGGUCUACCAGGAGAGGAUCAGCGUGUCGUCCAGCUUCCACCACUCGGUGGAGGCGGUGCAGAAGAGCCAGCGCGUGCACACGCAGCAGGGCCGCGGCCGCCUCUUCCUCCGCUGCGCCCUCUUCAAACGCUGCCUGCACGUGCCGUAUCGAGUCCCUGAUCCAGUGCGGGAAGAACCUGGCCGUGUACGACCGGGUCGACUCUGUGAUGGGUCACGAGAUCCUGGCCGAGAUCUGCCUCUCACUGCUCCGCCAGGUGUCGCUGCUCAAGUUCCGGUUGAAUGUGCGUAACGCCAGUUUCCUAGACGAAACGUGGCUGCUGCCGGUGUACCGGCGCUUCGAGUUCGUGCCCUGCGACCGACUCGGCCUGACGUUCGGGUUUUGCAAGUCGCGGAUGGUGGUGGUGGAAGUUGACCCCAACUCGGUGGCUGCGGAGGAGGACAAGGUCGAGUCGGGCGACAUCGUGGACGAGCUGUACGGCGAGUGCUGUUACGGCAUGCGACGCGGCAGGGUGUCGUCCCUGCUCAAGCUCUACCAGGGUAUGCCUGUCUACAUCAGCGUCGUCAAGUGUCACUCGGUCACGGGCGACCUGUACCCGCCGGUGAUCCCACUGCUGGAGCACCUGCGCCUCGACCUGGCCCAGCUGACGGCCACGUACCAGGCCAAGGCGCAGCAGCAGCGGCGCCAGGCCGAGAGCGCGGCGGCGGCGCCGGAGCGGGCCGACGCGGCCGAGCCGGACCCCGGCCCCGCCGCCCAGUACGUGGCCGGCACACCGGUGCACUACAUGGGCGCCGGCUUCGUCGGCAAUCGUGGCGACGUGACCGUCAUCGAGAUCGGCGUGGAGAACGUGCUGAGGAACCAGCCCGAGCCGCACAAGGUGCAGCUGGUGCUGGGCGAGACGGGCAUCACGCUGGUGGACCGGGCGACCGGCGAGGUGGUGCGCAAACACUGCUACACCGAGAUCGCUUCGUGCGGCCGCCGCAACGACCGGCUCCGGCACUUCGCCUACGUGGCCGGGGAGACGUCCUGCAACCUGGCCCGCUUCUUCUACUGCCACGUGUUCGAGGCGGUGGACGAGGAGCAGGCCAGGACCGUGCUGCACGGCAUCGCGGAGGGCUUCCGACGCACGCACUUCGCCGUGUAGCUGGCGGCGUUCGGCUCACGGCAGGGGCUGACGGGCCGCCGACUCCUGCCCGGCGGCGGCCGCUCCCCUCCGGCUGUGAUGGCCGCCGCCGCUCACCCCG